AUGUUAUCGAGGCUAAGUGGAACCCAACUACGACGUAGUGAUUUCAAUACUAUAUGGAAUUAUGUCAAAUACUCUACAGCGGUCAAUGUUAAGCCCUCGGCAAUCCCCCUGGAUAACUCCUAUACCAGCACCUUGGCCGAAGAAUGGCAGGAGGCAAAACCCUUCAGCUCAAUACCGGGUCCAAGUAAAUUUCAAAUGAUUAGAGGUUUUAUGCGCGGCGGAGAUUUUCACGACAUGCCCUUUACUGAGUUUAUGCAGGAGUGUCGUCGACGUUAUGGCGACAUCUAUCUACUGCCGGGAAUGUUUGGUCAAAAUACCAAUUUAAUCACGUUCAAUUUAAAUGAUUAUGAAAAGAUUUUUCGUACCGAAGGACCAUAUCCAUCGAGACCGGGUAAUGAAAUUGUUUUCGAAUAUCGUCUGGCUAGAAAGGAUGGCCUAUAUGACGAGGGGAAUUUGGGUGUUGCCGCCAAUGGCCCUCAAUGGGGUAAAUUUCGUCAUGCUGUCAAUCCGGUCCUGAUGCAGCCUAGGAAUACGGUGUUGUACAUAAAUCCAACACAAAAAGUGAAUAAUGAUUUUAUUGAGAGAAUUCGUGAAAUACGCAAUCCCUCCUCCCUAGAAGUUCCCGAAGAUUUCCUAUCCGAAAUAAAACGCCUGGCUUUUGAAUCGGUGGCUGUUAUUGCUUUGGAUAAAGAUUUGGGUUUGGUACGCAAUAAGAACGCCGUGCCCGAGGCCCAGGAACUUUUCAAUCAUUUACAACACUUUACCAAGGCUUUCUACGAUUUGGGCAUUAAACCCUCGAUAUAUCGAUAUAUCAAAACCCCUUCCUAUAGGCGUUUUGAAAAUGCCAUGGAUAGCAUAACCCUGAUAUGUAGUAAAUUUGUCGAUGAAACUUUGCAACGUAUUGAGGCUCGUGGUGGUGGCGACCACCAAGAGGGUAAGAGUGUUUUGGAAAAGCUGAUAAAAAUUGAUCGCCGCAUUGCCAUUAUUAUGGCCAUAGAUAUGUUAAUUGCUGGGGUGGAUACAACAUCAUCCGUUAUGGCAGCUGUCCUAUUGUGUAUGGCCAAAAAUCCUGAGAAGCAAGAAAAAUUGAGGCAAGAGAUUUUAACAAAUAUUGGUCGCACGGAAAAAUUCACAAUGGAAAAUAUGAAAAAUCUGCCGUACUUACGAGCCUGCAUAAAGGAAUCAUUGCGUACGUAUCCUUUGAUAGCUGGUAAUAUGCGAACAACGGGCCAGGAUUUGUGUUUGAGUGGUUAUCAGGUGCCCAAGGGGACAAAUGUAUUUUUAACAUCAAAUCUAUUGCUGCAGGAGGAUCGGUAUUUCCCCAAUGCCGAGAAAUUUAUGCCUGAACGAUGGUUGCGAUCAAAUAAUCAGGAUGAUAUGUCGGCUAAGAAUACAAAUCCAUUUAUAUUUUUACCAUUCGGUUUUGGUCCUCGCUCUUGUGUGGGAAAGCGAAUUGUCGAUCUGCAAUUGGAAAUUACUUUGGCCAAUAUUGUAAGGAAUUUUAAAAUGGAAUAUCAAUAUUCGACGGAGAAUGCAUUUAAGAAUUAUUUUAUGAACACAUGUGUUAUACCAUUGAAAUUUAAAUUUACCGAUUUGUGA
Musca vetustissima is the source of this 1599-nucleotide messenger RNA. Its product is annotated as probable cytochrome P450 12c1, mitochondrial. Lineage: Eukaryota; Metazoa; Arthropoda; Insecta; Diptera; Muscidae. The coding region runs from base 1 to 1599 and encodes 532 amino acids. The transcript has 4 exons. The record is from RefSeq and is a predicted model, not a curated record. Gene Ontology annotation, molecular function: oxidoreductase activity, acting on paired donors, with incorporation or reduction of molecular oxygen; iron ion binding; heme binding.